UUCCUUCACUUCACUGCUGAUCGUGCAGACUGCGGCUGCUGUCGUCUGCCUUACUUUACAUCACUGCUACAUCAGAGGAAUGACCUUUAUACAGCAGACCGCCUGAAGACCUGCACCCUCCUGGACUAACACAUGGACACACACACGUCCUGACAGCAUGGGCUCCAGACUGAAACCUAACCCUGAGCAAACCUUCUACUGGUUCUUUGAAGCAGCAUGUCCUGUAGCCAGAGACAAAGAUCCUGGUGUACUGUUUCAGUUUCCCGAGGAUUUCAGUGAUGAGGAGUGCUGUCAAACAUUACCCAGAUUCUGCUUCCCCUAUGACAUACAAAGAGUGAGGGAGGGAGUGGCCGUGCAGAACUUUACUUUUGUUUUGACUGACAUAGAGGGAUGCCAGCGGUUUGGAUUCUGUCGGCUCACCAACAGCACAAACACCUGCCUUUGCAUACUCAGCUACCUUCCCUGGUUUGAAGUGUUUUACAAACUUCUCAACAACUUGGCUGACUACCUCACAAAAGGACAGACCAAUGAGAUGAAAGCGCUCUUGGCUGCACUCUACAAGCAGCCUGUACCGCUUGUACCAGGAUCUGUCACUCUGCAGAUGGGAGAGCAGCUUUUGGUCAGCACAGAGGUGUCCCAUCCUGUUGGACCCCAAGAGGAACAAGAGGGGGUUCCUUACUUCAUCGCUCCAGACCCCAGAAGUCUCCCUUCCAUCCCUGAAAAUAGGAACCUGACUGAGCUGAUUGUGGCCGUUGAUGUGGGGAACCUGCUUCAGCUCUACGCCAGCAUACUGUUUGAGAGGCGCAUUCUCAUCUUGGCCAGCAAACUGAGCACUCUGACGUCUUGUGUGCACGCACUCAGUGCCGUGUUAUAUCCCAUGUACUGGCAACACAUCUUCAUCCCUGUGCUGCCCCCCCACCUACUGGACUACUGCUGUGCACCUAUGCCUUAUCUAAUAGGGGUCCAUACCAGUCUAUCUGAGAGGGUGAGGAGUCGGGGGCUGGAGGAAGUUGUAAUUCUUAAUGUGGACACAAACACUCUGGAAACCCCCUUUGAUGACCUGAAGAAGAUACCUUCAGAUGUGAUGUCUGGACUGAAGGUGUGUUUGAAGCGCCAGGCAUUGAUUGCUGGCUGUGGUGUGUCCGAGGCCUUCCUGAAAGCUCAGGCUCUGCUGUUUGGAGGCUACAGGGACGCGAUGCAGUGUCACGAGGAGGGUGACGUGUGGUUCAAUGAGGAGCUGUUUCUAGAUCACAAGUCUUCCAGCAUGAGACAGUUCUUCCAGAGUGCUGUUCAUCUACAGUUCUUUAAACAGUUCAUUGACAGCCGACUGGAGAUUCUGAACAACGGGAAGGAGCCAGAUGAUCUCUUUGAGGAGGAGAUCAUAAAAUGUGAAACAACUGCAGGGAGAAGCAAAUCGUAUCAACAGUUAGUUGGUAAUCUAAAGAAGGGUGGAGGAGCGCUCAUCCUGAACAUGAGGUCCAAAGCAAACAUAAGGGCCAAAGGUCUCACAAAGUCGGGGCUGAAAAACCUUCUGACUCACAAGACCCACAGUGACGACCACUCCCUGCAGAGAGGAGGAUCGAUGUCACACCGCCGUGCCAAAUCUGAGAGCUUGCAGAACCGCCUGCCGAUCACACAACACUUUGGGAUGUCACGUCCCCGUCGGCCUGUUCACAAACACAGGUCUCCCAGAGACGAGGAGAACCCAAAGGACUCAGAAGAUUCAUGGGACAGAGCCGUGUCUGAGUCCGUGGUCGAGCCUGACUCUGGGCUCCAGAAGGAUGAAGAGGAGGGCCAAGAUUCGCCGCUGUGUGACCCGGAGGAGAUGGAUCUGCUUGGGGAGAUCUUUGACACCCUCAGCUCCCGCAGCUACCACGAGCGUGGCAUUCUGUACGGCACACGCAGCCUGGAUCUGUUUGGAUCAGACAGUCAUGACUAUAUCACAAAGGUUGGUUUUACAGCCAACCCGAGCCAGGAGAGCCUGUCUCUGUCCAUCAGCGGCAGCGGCAGCCUGCACAGCUGGAACCUGGAAGUCGCAGAUGAGCCGUCAGACCUGAUGGAGGACUCUGAUUGGCUGAGCCAGGUCACCAGCGUACCAAAAGAGGAGGAAACAGAGAGUCUGCAGGCAGCAUGUGAAAUGAAGGAGCAGGAAAGCGGACGGGAACAGGAAGAAGUGAACACAGCAAAAACUGGAAACCAAGAAGGAGGACCAGGAAACAGGAAUGACUUCAAGGAAGUGGAGUUUAAGGAAGAGCCAAUGACAGAUAAGAGGGAGAGUUUAGGAGAGGACCCAGCGAAAGAAACAUCUGAAAAUCGUGAGGAUGGUUUAAAAGAAAAAAGUGAAGAUGAGCAAAAACAGAGUGAAAAGAUAUUUGAAAGAGAAGAAGUGGGAAAAGAAACGUCUGAAAAUCGUGAGGAUGGUUUAAAAGAAAAAAGUGAAGAUGAGCAAAAACAGAAUGAAAAGAUAUUUGAAAGAGAAGAAGUGGGAAAAGAAACGAUUGACAUGCAGAACGAUGGAACAAGAGAGGAAAAAGAAACAGAGAACCAAGAAAACAAACUGACAAAUCUGAACUCCCGCCCCCCCGACCCUGAACCUCCAGCAGCUCAAGACAUCAGGGGAGAAGAAGCCGUGAAGGAAGUCGAGCAGGAGAUGAGACCGACGCCCUCUCCUACGAGAAUCCUGUCUGCUGUGGAACGCUUCCAGUCUCAGGGGCACGCUCAGAUCUUCCAGCUGAAGUCAAGAGCCAAAGAGCUGAAUGAACCUGGGAGAGUUUGCAACAGGUUUCAGAACAAGGACAAUGCACAAACUCACCCGCCAUGUGACUCAAAGGUAUCCGAGGAGAAAGAUAGCUCAGAGGGGCACGAUGAGAAGGAGCUGCCGGCAACCAAGGUGUCUGAGCUCAAGAAGAGAUUUGAAGGUUAAAGGAUCAAACGGGAACAUUUAAAGGGAUUGUGUAAAGUGAGCAGGUUGUUAUCGCAGAACGGAACCUCGAAAGUAUUGAUUUGGAAAUGAUUUUAUUGAUUUUAAAAUGAUUUCUUCGGCCAAAAAAAAAAAAAGUGGUACAUUGGAAUCUACAGUUGGAGCUGCGUCCACGGCAACUGUAAACUCUGUAGCCUUCAUAAAAGGAGCUAAACUAGCUGUCAUUACUCAUUUCAACCGAUGGUGAAGUGACACAGUGAAAGGAUCAGCAUGCAGCACCUGGCUGAGUUUUUCUGCCUUGUCAUGUCUGUUGACAUUUUCUUUCAUUCAACAUCUUUAAACAUCCCUGCAUCUCAUACCACGCUCUGUUAUCUGUUUACUUCACGUGCAAUUUAA
This is a messenger RNA of Labrus mixtus (cuckoo wrasse), 3316 nucleotides long. It is a transcript of the gene dennd1c, whose product is annotated as DENN domain containing 1C. The transcript has 23 exons. NCBI's taxonomy places the organism in Eukaryota, Metazoa, Chordata, Actinopteri, Labriformes, Labridae. Gene Ontology annotation, biological process: endocytosis; endocytic recycling. Bases 158 to 2923 code for a protein of 921 amino acids. Gene Ontology annotation, cellular component: cytosol; intracellular membrane-bounded organelle. Gene Ontology annotation, molecular function: phosphatidylinositol phosphate binding; guanyl-nucleotide exchange factor activity. The record is from RefSeq and is a predicted model, not a curated record.